This is a messenger RNA of Ixodes scapularis (black-legged tick), 7412 nucleotides long. RefSeq names its product protein cordon-bleu. Bases 573 to 5198 code for a protein of 1541 amino acids. The transcript has 10 exons. Lineage: Eukaryota; Metazoa; Arthropoda; Arachnida; Ixodida; Ixodidae. The record is from RefSeq and is a predicted model, not a curated record. Gene Ontology annotation, molecular function: actin monomer binding.
GCGAGUCACGUGCUCACCGCUCGCAGCUUGUAUCGUCCGUUCCCGCUGCCGUGGCGACCGGCGGAUUGAACGACUACGGCUGCGGCGCUCGAACGAAACGAACUCCGGGGAUUGUUUUCGCGAAACGACCAACGAGCGGUGCUUCGCCGGUGCGUGCUGCCCGCCGUCUUGAGCCAUCCCGUCGUCGCCUUACGUCGUGCUCUUGCUUCACGUCGGAUUUGCAUCGAUCAGCGACGACGUGAAGGAAGCCGUUGUUCCUCAGCAGUUCCACGCCGUGUCGGCUCCGCAAACAGUCGGGCCCGUUGAGGCCGCCGCCGCCGCGCCAGGUGUGCGACUUCUCCAUUGUGCGCAUUCCGGCGUUCGAGUACGUCGGCUUCGUGGUUGCCGCGGUGUUCGCUACUCGGUGUGCUUGUGUGAGUGUCCGGAACCAGGAUUAGGAUCGCCGUGAACCCUGCGAGGCUAUGGCCCCGGCGCUGCCGUCGGCUAUUCCUCGCUGUGUUGGCGGUGGUUGUUGCUCCUGCCGUGGAAGAAGUUGCUGCUUCGGUCUGGACGGUGCUUUGUAGCGACCGAGCAUGGCUGCUGCGUCCUCUGCGUCGACGGCAACACCGGCUGCGAUGAGCGAAGCAGCCGUACCGCACAAGCCUGAUCGGUCGCGGAUGAAGAAGUCUGCCGCACCGGCGCCUCCUCGAAGUGUGGCCGGUGGCAGCGGCAGCGCCUGUUCCUUCUCCGGCCCGACCACCUCGAGGAGUUCGGCCUGCGUGCAACAGCCCCUGCCGCCGGCCACGGGCAGCGCCAUCAACCGCUCGGUCAGCAACGACGACUGCGCCAUCGAUGACUUGCUCGAGGGCCGCAUGGACCUCCGGCUCGUGCUUCCCGACGGCCGGGAGGUGCUCGUCAAUGUGGAGCGAAGGACGCCUGUGAUGGACCUGCUGGUUCAAGUGGCAACAGCACACAAGAUCAACCCGAGCGGGCACCUGAUACAGGUCCCUGCUGGGGAGAGGGGGGACCCCUUGACUUGCAAGCCCAACACCGCCAUUGGCUCCCUGGACACUGGUCGCCUGCUGGUUGUGCCCAAAGCUGCGCCGGGCGUGGCAGUCACAGACGCACCCCUCCUCCGGCACGUCUCGCAGCACGCUGGAAACCGCAUCUCCAAGCUGCAGCCCUUUGAGUCGACACUUCGGGUGCAGGUGCGUCUUCCACGCAACCAGCUGAUGGUGGUGCGCCUGCCACUGAGCACCACCCUGGAGGAAGUGAGGCGAACGGCUUGCCUUGAAAAGAACCUGGACCCCGCCGGGUACCAGCUGGUGCGUCCUGGCAUCCCAACGCAGCCGCUGGACCUUCACUGCUCCCUGCUCGAGUAUGGGGCAUCCGAGGUGAUGCUCCUCUCCAACCGAAUGCUGGCGGAGAACAUCCAGAACUCGACAGCGGACCUGCGCAGCUACUCGAUGAACCAGGAAGGCAAGAGGCUCGUUCUGGGCCUGCCCUCCCACUCCAGGAGCAAAGGGCAGAGCCUAACAGGGUCGAGCAGCGACGGGACCACGAGCAGCCGCGGCGCGUCUCCCUGCCGCAGCGAGCCACCGACCACGAUCACCUCGCGGGUGGUGCCGGUCAAGAAGCGUCCCGCACCGCCGCCCCCUUUGCCGGCAUCCCCGCCACCGAGCACCCAACCGCGGUCGGCUGGCGUCCUGCUGGUGUCCGAGGGCACGCCGUUGGUGGCCACUGGAAAGGGCGGUGGCAAGCGAGAGGGCGGCCCCACGCACUCGCGGCAGAGCUCCGACUCGAGCGGCUACCACGAGGCGUCGGUUCUGAGCGACCUCCCGGACACGCCGUCUCCGGAGGCGGCCAUCGGAAGGCCACCCUCCAACGAUGGCACGCUCAAUUCAUCUGCAGUGGUGGCGAGACGCAAGAGCCCCCCUCGGAGUCUGGUGCUGUCGAGCAGCACUUCCAAUGUGGCAGCCACUGGCCCAAGUGGUCGGACAACACGUGCACGCAGCAUCAACCUGGAGGGUGCCCCCAUUGGUCCGGGCAGAAAGCGCAAGGCCCCUCCCCCUCCACCCCUGACGCUCGCUUCCGGCGCAGAGUCCAAGAAGGACGGUCUCCAAGCUGAAGAUCCGGGCCUGAGGGAAGGAACGGCAUCGGAGCGGAUCAAAGAUGCAGCUGCUUCGCCCGAGCGACGAGAGAAAGGUGAAACAAUGUAUUCUUGGGACUCCGUGGUGCCUCCUCCACCGCAUUUCUCGGGUGCCGUCGCGCUCAGCUCCUCAACAGACACCACGUCCACUAACCGAACGUCCAGCCCCGAGCCAGGGCCACUAACCCCGUCUUCGUGGCUCCACAGACAAGAUGACAAGGCGGACGUGUACGUUCCCCCCUCGCACAUCAGUACCCUGUCGAGUGCCGCAGAAGACGCUUACUCGACCGGUGUUUCGGAAAGUCUCUCCUGGGAGUAUGCCAUUCCCGAACCACCUUCCCCAUUUCGAACCCAUGUGCCUUGCGAGUUGGACGAUCGCCGAAUUAAAGAAGGAGGCAAGGAUGCGGUGACCGAUGGGCCGGUUUCGCCUUUGCAAGCAGUGGCCAAAGAUACAUUGUCUUCGGACGACCUGGAAGACGACGGCAGCCUCGUCGACUCUGGACUUGUCGAAAACUUCCAUGAGGACCUGAACGAACCGGAAGCUGACAGCCAAGGGGCUGUGAGCUGCUUGCAAGACAAGCCAUCUCUUACAUCCUCGCCAGUUCACACGGCUGGCACGAUGGUAGAACUCGUGCCUUCAGUAGCCGAACAGGUUUCUACGGAAGAGAUUGUUGUCUCUGCCAACUCCGACGACAGGAGUGCCAUUGAGAGUGUGGAGCAUGUACAGGACGUAGCCCACAUAGAUCACGUAGACUCUGCUAAGCAUAGUUCGACCCCACCUGUUGUCACUUCAAGGACGAUUGUGACGACUCAGCAAUCGCCCGACGACUCUGCACGCGAGCACGAUACAAAGACGACAGUAACGCAGGCUGGAGAGCGACAGGAAAUUAAAAGGGAAGUCCCGGAAGCAACAGCGGAGCAGAAUCUAGAAAAGACUGCCGACGUUACUGUGACGAUUAAGACGGUAGUACCGGAGGAGGCUGAUGCCAAGGCCAAGAUGUCUCCGGUGGUAUUAGAUAGCGUGCAAGCCCAGACAGUCACCAUUUCAUCGCGAUCAACCUCCGAGAUAGCCGUCCCUCGCCAAAAGUCAUCUCUGAAAGAAGAAGAACCAAGCCCGGCCAUUGACACUAUGCCACUAACUGCUUCGGUGAUACGAAAAGACCUAGUGAAGCUUAGCUCCUUCCCCAGUGCCACCGAGACCAAGAUUGAGCAUUUGGAGCAUGUGCCUGCUGUCAGUACAACUUCUGUGCGGAGCGAAAGUCGCUCCGAAGCAUCCAUUAUCGAAUCGGAGGCCCGCGAGAGUGGCAAGCGUGGAAAUGAGCCUGUUGUACGAAGCCGCAGCAUAAACUAUGGCCCCGUUGCAUUCUCUAUUGGCUCCUACGGAUCGUACAAGACAGAAGCCGUGGAGGACAUCUUCGGCGGGGAUCCGGCUAAGGAACGCGUUGAGAGGUUCAAGAAUAUCAAGGUUGCCGGGUCCGCUAAAGCCAGCACAGUAAUGGCUGCAGACGUCCAUACUUCUGUGGCCUCCAAAACAGUGGCGGCUCCCAUUGCAGCCACCGUGACAAAAGUUAGCGCCAACAAUGGCAGUGCCAACAAGGAUGCCGGUGCAGGUUUCACAGUGAAGAUUGGCGAGAAGAAGAGUUUUGGCAACAGCGAAGUCGCCGACCAAACUAGAAAGCAGUCCAUGUCCGUCAUCGAUCUUCGGCAGCCGCAGACUGCUGUCCCGGCUGAAACUUCGAGAGAGGCAGUGGAUGCUCAGUUUGUAGAAGAGAAGGAGAAUCUGUUGAGCGAGUAUGCCAAGCUCCAGCAGCAAUUUGUUGCCUGGCAGCAGCAGCUGGCAUCUAACCAGAACCUCCUCGAGGACAAAAAGAUUGUUCCGAGCGUGGCAACGGCAACGGCUGCCACCUCAGCGUCGCAGAAGACUCCCACGGUCAGCGACAAAAAAACUGUGAAUGGUCCGCACGACGUCCGAACAUUCACUCUUCCUCGGACAAAACCGGUUCGUCCUCACACGCACGUGGUUCAAGAGGACGGGCGCACCUUCUCGCGUCAGAUUUCCGUCAAUACCCCUGUAGUCAGCUUCGGUUCGUGGGGCGAGCGUAGGGAGGACCAACAGCAGCCGGGCGCAGCACCAAGCAACAACAGUGGCAAGCCGCUGAACGUGUGGAAGAACAGUAGUGCUAGUACGGCACAGUCAGGAUCCACGUCUCUGCAUCCUCUCCCUGCCAGGCAAGACAGCAACGAUGGCAAAUCCAGGACAGCCAAGAAACCAGCGGGUAUCCUCUACGCAGCGCCCGUCGUGCGCGGCUUUUCUCAAGAAGCCAUUGAGAAGCUCUCGCAGGAAGUCUGCUCGGUGGAAAGACCUGAACCGAGACAAGCCGCCGCUCCAAGGAGGAACUCGGAGUCCGGAAACCAGGUCACGGCGACGAAAAGGAGCAGCUCCCAAGAAAACCUUGCUGCGCCUACCAUCCCACCAAAGUCAGUCGCGCGGCCCCUUUCGGUUCAUGUUACGUCGCUGAGAGACUUGGAGCACACGACGUCUACACUGGAGCGGAUAUCGGCCUGGGACCGCCGUUCUUCGCAGAGCGACGCAGUCGUCAAGCUCGCCAAGAAACCCAGCGGGACGUCGUCGUCCACAUCGUCGUUACCGUCACCGGAUUCUCUGGGUAACAACAAGCCGAGCGUGGUUCAGGCCACGUUAAAGUCCGGUGUGGUUACCACAACGGCUGCGGUGGCGCCUCUGGCACCACCACUGCCUUUUCCAUCUGCGAAGUUAAACGGGCACGCCCAGACGAACAGUUACGAGGUGGACGGACACCCGAAAAGUGUUAGCAGAAAUUUUAAGGGGAGAGAGCCCAAGGUGCAAGCGGAGAAGGUGACCCAUGUGACGGUGAAACCGGCGGUGGCACCCAAAGUCCACGCAGCUCCGAGGAAGGCGCAGGUCGCCACGGUAGACCCUCGGGACGUGCUCAUGGACGAGAUUCGCAACUUUGGCGGGAAACGAGCUCUUAAAAAGGUUUCUACGGAACCUGCGUGGCAGCUCAAUAUCUGCAACCUCCGUUCAGCAUAGCAGUGCGCUCCUCCCGGCUCACCACAGUACCUCACUCCCUGCCCUUCCGGGAGCGUUCCUCAAACCUAGCACAGCUGUCUUUUACUAGUUUUGCCUACCUCCUCACUGAGGUGUCCGGAAAGCAAUUGUUAAUGCAGCAGCGCGCACACGCGGGCACGAGCCCGCGUACCUAGAAGACGAGGGCAGUCGGUUUUAAAUGUGCCUCGUCGUGCCUUGAUUGGGCGGGGUAGGUAGGUUUGACGUUUUGCACUCCCGUUGGCAUUGCACAUCGAGUCGUUUGCUCGUCGAGUUCUUUUUAGUCAAGGUCUGUCGAAGGGCACUUUGCAGCCUGGUAGAUAUAUACAUAUAUAUAAAUAUAUAUAUAUACACGCACAUAUACACAUGAGCCCGUCGAGGCUUCUCUUAGAUGUCCCCCCUCGUCCAGGAAGUGAUUGUCUUCCUUGCGUCUCGCAGCAGUGCUGCCGAGAAGAGUCGUUCGGCAUUCCAUUUUAGAGUUGUUUUGUACACUCUUUUUUUUUUUCUUCCCGGGUGUCCGGUUACGUGUGGGACCAAUGAGAAGGGGGUUUUUCCUUUAGUUUUACGUCUUUUUUUAAGCUUUGAAGCUGAUGCUUCGAUGCGGUGUUGAGGGAGAGAAGCAUUGAGAGUUGCGGAGCAAGUGCCAUGUUAGCGAGGCAGGCUCUUUUUCCCCUUUCUUGUUUUGUUUUUAGUUUUGUUUGUUUUUUGUUGCAGAGAGUAGAUGCUGCGGACAGUGUAAAUAUGCGUGCCACAGAUCGGGGUGCCCUCUCGCGCUUCCUUGUAGCAGAUGAUUUCAUAACGACGGAAUGCUUCCUAUUGAACAGAUUUCAGAUUAACGAGGAUGUGGUUCUUUGUUUUUACCUCAGCGCCGUGGAUGGGAGAUGCUGGAAACAGCAGCCAAACAGCUCGUGGCAGCCAGUGUGGCAGUGUUGCCAGUCUUAGCUCUCGUAUAAGUUCCGGGACUUUCAGUGAAAAUUGCCCAGCUGGGCCGUCCUUGUUUGAAUCCAGAUACAUAUGACGGGGGGGAAUGGAAGCUGUUGAUAGCCAAGUGUUUCCAAUGGCAAGCUUGACAUUCACUUUGCAGGCGAUCUCACCAUUACUAAGGAGGUAAAAAGUUCUGAAAUCCGUUCAAAACGUCACAACGGCCGCGACCUAUUGCAGGAAUGCAAUGUCAUCAGCGCUGCCAAUUCUGCUCCAUCCAAUCUGACCCAAUCAACUUUUCAGUCGUGUGGCAUCUGUAAUUGCAGUUUGCAGCCAAUCAAUUACAGGAAACUAUAAUUGAUUGGCUGUUGCCGUGGCAUCGUGCCUAUCAGAGAUGACUACCCGACGUGACACAAUGUCACGUGUACCGUCGUGUCUGCCUGUUUGGUAAGCAUCUCCCAUUCAUUCAUUUAGCAAGCGUCUUAAGGCUACAUCCCAUCUAAAUUGCUCACCUUGUUCAGUGAGUAGGCAUUCAAGCAAGCCCAAAAUAUAUAUUGCCUUAAGAUACAUUAAUCAACAAACGUCGAGAAUGUUUUUACAGAUUUCCACAUACGUCCUCCUUCUCAGUGCCUCACAUUCCAAGUUUCAGUGGCCAAUAUUCAGAAAGCAGUGCUAUCUUCAUCCGUCAAACGGAGCAAAAGGCUAAUUUGAAUCACGCAGACUCUCACUGUCACGUUGGAGGAACAGCUACCUGGUUUACGGCUUUGCCCUUCCACGGCGAGUUUAUUUUAUGCAAAUUCUGCGGUGUGGUGGUGACCACGGCCUCGAGCACCUCGGUGUUGUGUCGGUGGGUCACCAUCCCAGUUGUACAUAGGAGUAAAGCGCCUGGCGAAGUGUCCCUGUGCUCCGUCGGGGCCUGGGUCGGGGUCUUUUAAUGCAGGGCUUGUGUAACUGACUAGUAUCCUAAUUGCUCAAGAGGGGCGUCUAGCCAAGGUGUAACCAAGGUAAAUGCGUUUUUAGGUGCCUUGUAGGAGGGUUUGCUUCGUUUAUAAAAAUAAAAAUAAAAUGAACAGCCCAGAGAAAGAGUAGAACGGACGCUGGGUCAUGUUGAGCGGGUAAAUGCGUGUCGAAGGGUCACUAAUUUCUAGGUGGGAAUUUGUGCAGUGUACAGUAUUUAUAUUUUUUUUCGUGAUUAUUGCUGUACGUGCGCAAAUACAAACAAACGCAUGGCGCUGGUUGAAGGUUUUGUUGAAGAAAUUAAAAGCCAGUUAACACAUA